Temnothorax curvispinosus is the source of this 1818-nucleotide messenger RNA. RefSeq lists its product as uncharacterized. The coding region runs from base 476 to 1639 and encodes 387 amino acids. The transcript has 4 exons. The record is from RefSeq and is a predicted model, not a curated record. Lineage: Eukaryota; Metazoa; Arthropoda; Insecta; Hymenoptera; Formicidae.
AGGGUGCGUUCAGCCGAUACUCCGCUAGCCUAGCGCACGUAAGCAGCGAGCGCUUUGCUACCAUUUGCUACGGGAAAAUUUGGCUGGACAGAAGCGCUAGUAGUUAGCGGUUGUUAGCGGUCGCCAUCUUUUUGUAAGUCGAACAUAACCGUGAAUUAUCUCGUUGUGCGACGACGACGACGAUCUUGUACUCACAAACAAUACGCGUAACGAGCUCGAGAGCGACGACAAGAGCCUGCAGGAAUAGAGAGCGAGCUGGCGCUGAGGAUCUGCUCGAGCAGCACCGACGACGAAGCCGUCGAGGAAACCGAGAACGUCGUCACCCAACCGAAGACGAUCAAGAGGAUCGUCCUGAACCGCUGGCAGGAUCCCGUCGACGUUAACGCGCAAUUCACAGCGGCCGAGAGCGAACAUUAUAGCGAUCUCCUAGACGUACCGAGCUCCCAAUCAUUCCAUAAUAAAUAAAUAAAAGAAAAUGGACUACAUACCUGUUGAAUACGUACCACCGGAUGAACAACAAUUGACUGAGUUGGAGACACUAACUAAUGUGACACAAGAUGGAACCAUGUUAAAAAUAACAUAUAAUUAUCAGGGCGAGUUAUAUGAAGUGACGGACAGUAGUGAAACUCACUCUAAACUCCAGGCAGAUGUAAACUUCUUCGCCGAAUUUUUCCAAAAUAUUACUGAAAAGAACGCUGUACAAGAUAACGUGGGUGAAUCUGACUGUAGCCAAAUCAACCCGGAUUACACAAUGGUAGCACCCGGAUCACACAACCCGGAUAACGCUGUACAAGUUAACGUGGGUGAAUCUGACUGUAGCCAAAUCAACCCGGAUCACACAAUGGAAGCACAAGAGGACCUCAACGAAAUACCUAACAAUGAUGAAAACGAUUCUAAAUUUCAAUGGGAUCAUAAAUCCAUUUUAUUCCUUCUAUCCAAAUAUUCCGAACGGUUGGCGAAAUUUAGAAGUCCAACAAUAAAAAAAAUUACCCUUUGGAGAGAAAUAAAAAAAGAAUUUGAUGACAUAGGGAUUUCGCAGGUUACUGCACAAAUGAUUGACCAUAAAUUUCGCAAUUUGAAAACCAGAUAUAAACAUAUAAAAGAUAAUAACAAAAAAACCGGACGAGGGCGACAGUCAUGGGAGUAUUACCAGCAGAUGGAGGAUAUUUUGGAAAAUGAUAAAUCUGUUAAUUUUGACACCGGUAUUGCGUCAAUGGAUGAUGAACCAAUCAACUUAUCGCAGAGCAGGAUUUCAUCAGCAAACAGGUUAUCACCGACAUUAAUAUCAAUUAUUCAAAAUUGUUAUGAUAAUUGUGAUUUCGCGCAUUUUUUGUCACAUAUUCCGUCUUUUUCCUCGUCUUCUGACGCGUUUUCGGACAGUGAUGCAGAAGUUAUUGCUGAUACGCCGCCCUUCACUUCACGUGAUGCAGAAGUUAGUACUGAUACGCUCUCCAAUUCACGCCAUCCGGAUGAUGGCGAUCGUAAUUGUAGUCCGAAUGGAGAGUCAACAUCACCAGAGACUGCACAAUCUCCAACAUUGUCUACCCCGUCGAAAGAAUAUAAAAUUAGGAAAUCCACCCAUGCAAAACAAUUAUACUCACAAAAAACGAAGCAUUGCAACAAGAGAAAAGCAAAAUAGAUGUACUUCGAAGCAUUGAAAAUACAAUUGCUAUAGCAUUUACACAGAAAAAUGAAAUAUUGCAACGCGAGUUGCAACGUAAAAAUCAAAUAUUGGAAAGGCGAAAUCAACUUUUGGAAAAUUUAAUUGAAAAAAUUACUCCACGCAAUACAGGUCUUCCUAAUUAAAAAAAAUUGAGU